UUUAUUUUUCAGUGAGUGGCGUAUACUUAAGGCUAUUUCCUUGACCUAGUUUAAUUAACUAACUUUAAAUGUGGUGUGAUAUAACAAUUAAGUGAUUAAAGAUAAUCAAGGUUUCUGAAGAGAGAAAUCUGUGUAAGGUUUUAUGACGUCAAAUUGUAGUGAUAAAAUUAAUGAUAAAGAAUUAUUUUUGUGAAGUGUAAGUGAAGUUAUGUUGCCAUGGAUUCCGAAAUAGAUAUCCUGUUGUUUAUCAACUGCACGCAGCAGAUACUAGGGCGACAGCAGUCGUGGGACCAUCUCAAUGUCACGCAGAUCCUGGACUUGUUACCAACGCGGAUCCUUGAGGACAUCAAUCUUAAAAUUACCCUUGGAAACUGCAUGGGCCUUGGUGAGAGGCCGUUCAGCCCGCCAUGGUGGGGCCAGCUGGCCUGGUUCAUGGUCUUCGCCAUCAUGUUACUGCUAGCUGUAUUAGGCAAUACAUUGGUCAUAUGGAUUGUUUUAGCUCACCGUCGCAUGAGGACAGUAACGAACUGUUUUCUCGUGAACCUUGCGGUCGCGGACUUGCUGAUGGCAACAUUGAACGGGGCUCCAAACUUCAUAUUUCUGGUGACAGCGGACUGGCCAUUUGGAGCCGUGACGUGUACUGCCAGCAACUUCACCGCGAAUCUUACUGUGUCUGCUGGCGUGUUUACGUUAGUGGCUAUCACUGUUGAUAGGUAUGUGGCGAUAGUGAAACCUCUACAGCACAGGCUAAGUCGCAGAGUUGCGCGCGCGGUGCUCUUCACAGUAUGGUGCGCCAGCGCAUUGCUCGCUCUGCCCAGUCUACUCUACUCCGAUACUUAUAAGAAACAGUAUGUUAAUGGUGACAGAGAAAUAUGUUUCAUUAAAUGGCCCGACGGCAGUUACCCGUCCUCAAAAACUGAUUAUGUAUAUAACUUGGUGUUCCUGGCUGUGACAUACGUAGUGCCUAUGUCGGUAAUGGUCUGGGCGUACGCACGAAUGAGUGCGGCGCUUCGAGGGAGGGCUAUCGGCGAAUGUACUCAUCAUCAGAUGCAGGUUGUCAGAGCUAAGAGAAAGGUGGUGAGGAUGUUCGUCCUAGUGGUGAUGGUAUUCGCGCUCUGCUGGCUACCAUACCACGCGUACUUCGUGUUAACAUACCACUACCAGUCCUUAGCGUCCGCGCCAUUCGCCCAACAUAUCUACCUCUUCUUCUAUUGGCUGGCCAUGGCCAAUUCCAUGUUCAACCCUUUAAUAUAUUACUGGAUGAGUAAUAAAUUUCGGAUAUACUUCCGAAUGGUGUUAUGUUGGUGUUGGACCCCAAAAACAGCAACAUCAACCGACUUGAAGAAAUUAGAAAUGAACAAAUCGUUCUCUGUAAGCCAAAGAAACUAUCGAGACAUAUCGUCUUUUAGCCGAGCAUGACAUUCAAAAAGACGGAGCAACACUUCGCGCUCUACGCCGCAGCAUGAUCACUCGAAUGCUACAGAACUGAUAACGAAUGGCAAUGCAGUGCGAAUGAAUCCGAGAGGUGAACCCGACGAGAGACACUUUCAUAUGUGUGAUGAUAAAUUAUAAUAAAACAAGUGACAAGUGUAUAUAUAGUAGCCUAGUUUUUCUACACGAAAUCAAUUGAUUCUAAAUUGUAAUGUGAAUUGAAACAAAAUGAUCUCGUAAAUAGUUUUACGAGUGAAUGCUAGUUUUUAUAAUAAACUUUAAUUAAAAAUAAUGAUCAUAAAGUUUUUUCAAAAUUUUAAUAUUGGAUCUUCUGAUUAAGGCUGUAAUCAAUACGUCGAAAUUAAUCACGUUGUCUGGAAACUCAUUAACCUUUGAACAAAACGGUUUCUUUUUGUUUGUUUGUAGAUCAUGUUAAUUAAAAACGUGUUUAAUUGUUCAUCUUUUUGGAAGAUCUUUGUU
This is a messenger RNA of Helicoverpa armigera (cotton bollworm), 1911 nucleotides long. It is a transcript of the gene NGR-A33, whose product is annotated as tachykinin-like peptides receptor 86C. Gene Ontology annotation, cellular component: plasma membrane. Gene Ontology annotation, biological process: G protein-coupled receptor signaling pathway. The record is from RefSeq and is a predicted model, not a curated record. The transcript has 10 exons. Gene Ontology annotation, molecular function: tachykinin receptor activity. Lineage: Eukaryota; Metazoa; Arthropoda; Insecta; Lepidoptera; Noctuidae. Bases 217 to 1419 code for a protein of 400 amino acids.